AUGGCCAGCCAGGAACCGAAAGAGGAAACUCGCGUAGCGGCUGAUGCGGGUGUCGCAGAGGACGAGCGGAAGCGCAAGCAACGCGAGCUGAAGCGGAAGUCUCGCGAGCGCAAGAAGCGGAACAUACUGGAAUUGCAAACAACCGCCCAAGCUCUUGAGCUCGAGUACAAACAGCUUAUUGCUGCAAGAUUACGGCGAGAAGAGCAAGGCAAGCAGCGGCAGCAAGGCGGGAGUGUGGCAAUAAGAAGCGAGUUAAAUGCGGAGGAGAUCGAGCAGUCACAGAUUGCUGAGCUACAGAAGAAGUACUCGGCUGUGCGCGACGAGAUGCACGAACUUCGAGAACAAAUGACGGGCUUUAAGCAAAAGCUGGAAGAAUAUGAGCGAUUCAUUGCGAUGCUGGAUGGCCAUCUCAUGGGGUUCCAGGACACUGAGAAAGUGAAGAGGGAGCCGAAUUGCUGA
Messenger RNA from Hyaloperonospora brassicae, 459 nucleotides. NCBI's taxonomy places the organism in Eukaryota, Oomycota, Peronosporomycetes, Peronosporales, Peronosporaceae. The record is from the annotation of a GenBank genome assembly.